Molecule: messenger RNA, 3540 nt
Organism: Oryctolagus cuniculus (rabbit)
Lineage: Eukaryota; Metazoa; Chordata; Mammalia; Lagomorpha; Leporidae
Gene: REEP3
Product: receptor accessory protein 3
Biological process (GO): endoplasmic reticulum tubular network organization
Cellular component (GO): endoplasmic reticulum membrane; endoplasmic reticulum tubular network; cytoplasmic microtubule
Molecular function (GO): microtubule binding
Source: RefSeq, a predicted model, not a curated record
CCGGGCCCGGCUCCCGAGGGCGCCAGCGCGGCCCCGGGGAGCGCGAGGAGCCGGCGAGCGCGCGGCCUGCCGUUGGCGGCCUGGUCAGCCGCGCUCAGUGCCCACCCGCCCCGGAGGUGGGGCCCAAGCCCCCCAGGAAGAUGGUGUCCUGGAUGAUCUCCAGAGCCGUGGUGCUGGUGUUUGGAAUGCUUUAUCCUGCAUAUUAUUCAUACAAAACUGUGAAAACAAAGAACGUGAAGGAAUAUGUUCGAUGGAUGAUGUACUGGAUUGUUUUUGCUCUCUAUACUGUGAUCGAAACAAUAGCAGAUCUAACUGUUGCUUGGUUUCCCCUGUACUAUGAGCUGAAGAUUGCUUUUGUCAUAUGGUUGCUCAGUCCUUACACUAAAGGAGCAAGUUUAAUAUACAGAAAGUUCCUUCAUCCAUUUCUUUCUUCAAAGGAAAGGGAAAUCGAUGAUUAUAUUGUACAAGCAAAGGAAAAAGGCUAUGAGACCGUGGUAAAUUUUGGACGGCAAGGCUUAAACUUAGCAGCUUCUGCUGCUGUCACUGCUGCAGUGAAGAGCCAAGGUGCUAUAACUGAACGUUUAAGAAGUUUCAGUAUGCAUGACCUAACAGCUAUCCACGGUGACGAGCCUGUGGGACAGAGACCGUAUCAGCCUCUCCCAGAAGGAAAAAAGAAGAGUAAAGCAGGCCCCAGUGAAUCAGGAGGCUACGGAAUUCCACUGAAAGACAGAGAGGAGAAGACAGAUGAAGAGGCGGAUGGGACAUAUUCAGAUGAUGAGAUGUUAACACAUAAAGGGCUUCGAAGAUCACAGAGCAUGAAGUCUGUGAAAACCGUCAAAGGCCGCAAGGAGAUGCGGUAUGGGUCACUAAAAUAUAAAGUGAAGAAGAGACCACAGGUGUAUUUUUAGCCGUGUACACUUCGGAUAUCUCAAGACAAACAAUACUUAUAAAUCGACUUCAUUUUCUAACAUAUAUUCAGGAUUUACACAUUGAAAUAAUUUUUUAAAUUAUGAGAGUGAUAGGAUUUACUUUUGUGAAUUGAAAGAAUUUUUAUUUCUCUAACAAUACUUCCAAAUACUGACUACUAAAGGUAGUUAAGCAAGGUUUAUUAACAUAUGUGUCAGAAGUGAUAGAAAGUCAUGUUAUCUGUUUGCAAGUUCGUCAGCAGCCUUGAGUGCCUGGGAUAGGAGAUGAAACAUACACCCACAGUAUACUUGAAGAGUCUCUUUUAUGGAUCAGGAUACUUCAGCCUUUGUGGUAUUGUAUUGUUUACCUCCAUUUAUGUUCUAUCACAUGAGGAUAAUAAUUAAAUGGGCCUCUGAUCUGGCAGUGAUAUAAUAAGGACAUAAUGUAAAAUAAUAAGGUUUUAUAUAUAGUCUUUUAAGUUUUUCUUUUUAUAGUACUUUCUAGUUUUUCUAGCAUCUGAAAGUUUUUGAAACAGAUAUUUGAAAACCAGGUAUCUACAUAGCACUUUUCUUCUAACUACUUUUGCACAUUUGAAAAUUGUUUACUUAUUUUACAACUGUACAUAUACUUUAAACUUUAUUGACACUGUCUUUGUUGUUGUUUGUCAUAUUCCGACAUGACACAUUUUUGCUUUGAAUUACAUCAUCUCUUUUCCUGUGGGUUUCAUUUGGUAGAUUCACUGAAUUUUAAUAAUAUAAAAAUAUAGCUGAAAUUUAACUGUUUUUAAUUAUCUUCUUUACAAAUGAGAAGUUAUUUCAAACAUUAACCAAUUUUCCAUAGUUAGUGCAGCAUACUUGAACUUAGCAGAUUUUUUGUAGACACUGAUUAGAUUUUCAGCUUUUAAAAAUGGUGGCUUUUGUGAAUACAUUCACAGAAAGAACACUAAGGUCUUUACCAAUUCAUAAAAUUAUCCAACAGCCAAUGUACUCACAAGCUUAGCAGUGAUAUGUGCUGCUGGUUUACAGACUCUGGCAUUGACUGAAAUCAUUUGAAUCUCCUGGCUAAGAUAAGUUCCUAAAGAUGAGUGCCAAUACAAAAUACCAAUGUUAUUAAUCCUACAUAGUAGAAGUUAUUAGAAAAAGUACCAUUUUGAGUGAUUGGAUUCUCAGGCUUUUUCAGGUUAUACUAAUAAAGUUAUUAAUUAGGAAUCCUAAGUCAGUAUAUAUUUUGGUGAUGGUUUUAGUGAUCAGUAAUCAAAUUUGCAUUUAACUAUGCUUAUAUAAUUUAUAUAAUUUGCUUGACCUACUUCUUUGUCAAAAAGAAAAAAACAGUGAGAGUUAUGAGAUAAUUAAUUUCUUUCACCUCUUAAGAAAGAAAUCCAUGGGGCCGGCGCUGUGGCAGAGUGGAUAAAGCCACUGCCUGCAGUGCCAGCAUCCCCUAUGGGUGCUGGUUCAAGUCCCAGCUGCUCCACUUCCGAUCCGGCUCCCUGCUGUGGCCUAGAAAAGCAGUAGAAGAUGGCCCAAGUCCCUGGGACCCUGCACCCAUGUGGGAGCCCUGGAGGAAGCUCCUGGCUCCUGGCUUCUGAUCAGCACAGCUCCAGCCAUUGCAGUUAUCUAGGGAGUGAACCAAAGGAUGGAAGACACUCUCUCUCUCUCUCUCUCUCUCUCUCUCUCUCUCUCUUUCUCUCUGUGUCUGCCUCUGCCUCUUGAGUAAAUAAAAAUAAAUCUUUAAAAAAAGAAAGAAAGAAAGAAAGAAAGAAAGAAAGAAAGAAAGAAAGAAAGAAAGAAAGAAAGAAAGAAAGAAAGAAAUCCAGUUGGUAAAGUGUAUUUAGGACCAUCUCAAAGUAUUGGCAAGAACAAAAUGUUUACUCAGAAGUACCUUUGCAUGAUUUAUACAUAGUCUGUUCACACUAAUCCUAAAAUAUUUUCUAAUCUCACAUUCUUGAUGUACUUGACCCUCCAUAUCCAUGGGUCUGCAUCCACAAAGUCAACUAACUAUAGAACAAACCUGAAUAGCUGUGUACCACAUACGUACAGACAUGUUUCUUGUCAUUGUACCCUAAAGAACACAUCCUAACAACUGUUGACAUAGCACUUAUACUUCAUCAGAUGUUAUAAGUAAUCUAAAAAUGAUUUAAAGGAUUUAUAUGAGGGACUUGAGCAUUCACAGAAUUUGAUAUCCAUGGGGGUUAGGUAUAGGGAGAUGGAUCCUGGAACCAAUUUUCCCAGUUUAUCAAGGGAAGCUGUAUAACAUAGUACCAAGUAAAAAUUCACCCAGUGUUUUUCUCCCAAAGUUUAACUUUCUAUGAAUGUCUCCAUCUACUUUACCUUGACUAAUUUUUAGCCUCCUAGUUCCUUGAAGCAGUCUUUAAUUUCUGUUCAAAAUUCCUUUGAUUUCUAAUUACAAACUGUUGGAAGGCAGUUUUGUCUAUAUUGCUGGUACUAGACUUCUCAGUAUAAAUGCUACAAUGUGCUUGCAUUGCCUAAGCAAAGGGCAGUGUCAUCUCAAAUUGCCUUAACAAGGCACAAGUGACUUUCUAUCAGGAACAUUAUCUUUGGGGGCCGAUUUGUACCACUUUAUCUUUUUCAAGUCUAAUCUCAGUAUUAAACCUAUUUAAAAAAAAAAAAAAAAAAA